Entrophospora sp. SA101 is the source of this 216-nucleotide messenger RNA. Lineage: Eukaryota; Fungi; Glomeromycota; Glomeromycetes; Entrophosporales; Entrophosporaceae. The record is from the annotation of a GenBank genome assembly.
AUGGAGGUUUUAGAAGUUUUGAGACGUUGUCUAUGGAUAUUUUUCAGAUUUGAAAAUGCAUGGAUUGAAAAAUUUGUAAUAGGGGAAAAAGGAGGAGGUGCAGGAAUUUAUGGACCGUUAAAUUCAGCCGCUAAAACUAGUAUGAUAGAAUUAAAUAGUUUUGACGAAGAUGGUAUUAAUAAUAAAGAGUCAAGAGACGAGGAAAUAUUAGAAUAA